Molecule: messenger RNA, 6173 nt
Organism: Pararge aegeria (speckled wood butterfly)
Lineage: Eukaryota; Metazoa; Arthropoda; Insecta; Lepidoptera; Nymphalidae
Gene: chp
Product: chaoptin
Exons: 29
Coding region: 419-4531 (1370 amino acids)
Cellular component (GO): extracellular matrix
Molecular function (GO): protein binding
Source: RefSeq, a predicted model, not a curated record
UUUACGUAGUGAGCCUCGCGCCGCGGCCUAGACGCGCGUCUGUACCCGCCUUUAAAUACACCACCGAAAUUCGAACGCAUUUUAUUUAUUUCGCGACACAGUUAAGGUGAAUUAUUAAUUAUCAGUUUCGAAUUUAACAGUGAUUUAUUUUUGUUUUUUUUUCUGAUUUAAAAAAGGAAGUUCUGUCAAGUUUUUUUUUAAUGAAAUUUGUUGGAAGUGGAUGCUUGACUUUUCCCGGGAUUGCUAUAGCAACGGAUGACGUCAAGUUCAGGGGCGGUUGGUGCAUUUUCGUUCGAUAAUCACCCUUCGUGCUGCUUUGUUCCAGUUUCAUUUUUGUUUACAUUUUGGAUAAAAAGGGGCUGACCGAGCGGCGAACAGUACGAAUGCUGUUUUAUGGGGAAGUGCACUCACAGCAGUCAUGAGUUUGAUGGCGAUAGUCAAGUUCGGAUACACCAUAGUGGUGGUAUCCUUCCUGUUAAUGAUAUGGGCCUCUUUAGCGAGAGCGUUGGAAUUGCAUGUCGACACGGGGCAUCCGCCAUGUUUGUUCCAAGCAUUGUGCACAUGUUCGAAGCCGGCUGGUGACCUUGGCAUUGUGACUUGCAAGUACGUGCCCAUACUCCGAGUACCAGCUGCAGUUAACAGCUCGAAGGUGUUCACGUUACAACUUACUGGGAACAAAAUAAGGGAUCUGGAACCUCAGUUCUUUCAGGCUACUGGUUUGUACAGGCUAGCAAUAAACAAGAACCCGUUGGAGAGUAUCCAUGAAGAAGCGUUUUAUGGCCUCGAUAAUACGCUAUGGGAAUUAGAACUGAAACAAGACAAACUGACGUCGGUGCCGAGCCGUGCGUUACGAUAUCUUCAGAAGCUACGGCUGCUUGAUUUAACUGGUAACGAAAUAACAGAUAUAACUGGAGACAACUGGCUAGGUUUGGAAAACACUCUGCAGACACUCAUUCUAGCCGACAAUUCCAUAGCCAGUUUGCCCCUGGACGCGUUCUCUGGAUUGCCGAUGCUCGAAACAUUGGAUUUACAUGGGAACCAUUUAUCUGUGAUCGACAGCGGGGUCUUUAGAGAUGGUAUGAGCAGACUUAGCAAGCUUCUCCUUGGAGACAAUCAGCUCACGUUGAUUCCUUACGAGGAGCUGUCCCCGCUGCGACAGUUACGUGUUCUAGAUCUUUCAAAUAAUCUUAUUAAGCAGAUACCUCCAGCACACGAUUUGAACGGUGUCAAACUAUCAUUGGAUCUUUUAAAAUUGGAUGAAAACAAUAUAAGGAUUAUACUACCAGGUUCGUUCAAGCAUUUUAAUGUGUUGAACACCACGAGUCUUGAUGGGAAUCCAAUAUACUCAAUACGAGAGGACGCUUUCCGCAAUGCAAAGAUUAAAUCGUUGUCACUCCGUGACUGCGGAAUCUCGGAGUUGUCUCCAGCAUCCUUCGCUGGUCUCGAGAGUAGCCUUCAGAGCCUCGACCUGUCUGAGAAUAACUUGACAAUGAUUUCAAAAUCCAUGCUGAACAAAUUGGACUCGUUGCGAUUCUUGAACCUGAGAGAGAAUAAGGUGGACACAAACUUACUUGCAACGAACAACCCGCCAGACCAGUUUCAAUCACCAGCAUUUAAUAAUUUUCAAUUCAAGCUAUUUUUUUUGGACAUAAGUGGUUCAUCUUCUUUGGAAAUGAGUUUACAAGAUGUGAGAAGAAACGAGUCUGACAUUGAAUUUUGCCGCUAUCAAAGCAAGAUGCGCUCGCUUCGAUACUUAGCAGUUAGUAAGUUAAUACGACGGAGUAUAACUGCAGAAGAUUUUCUUGAAUUUGGUGUAGAGUUAGAAGAUCUCAAAAUUAUUGGAAGCACGAUUAAUAGAAUCGAAGCUAGUGCAUUUCAACACGUUCGUUCUAUAAAAACGUUAGACCUCUCAGAAAACAAUAUCGAGUACAUUGAUCCAUACGCUUUUGCUGAGCUACAUAGCUUAACUGGGUUGAAAAUGGCGAAUGGUUUGGCAGAUUCUGUAAAAAUAUUACCGUUUGAACCAUUAAAGGCUCUUAUUGAGUUACAAAAUCUAGACAUGAGCAAUAACAAACUGAAAAAUGUACCUGAUACGUCCUUCCACUUCUUGUAUAAAUUAAAAACGCUUAAUUUGCAAGAUAACUUUAUUGAACAUUUUUCAAAAGGAACCUUACAGACUGAUAUUCAUCGAGAGUUAGAAAGUGUAUGCUUAUCGAUGAAUCAAAUGCAAAGGAUUGACCAACAUACUUUCGUAAACUUAAGAGAGCUUCAGGAAAUUUUGAUAGAGGACAAUUUAAUAGAAACAGUUCACAGAAGGUCAUUCACAAGUUUAGAUAACUUGAAAAUCAUCAGGUUGAGAGGAAACAUCAUAACUGAAAUAAGUGAAGAAGCUUUCCAGAAUUUACCAGCUUUGAAAGAGUUGGAUAUAUCAUUUAAUCAAUUAGAAACGUUCAAAUUCUCAAUAUUUGACCAAGUGGGAUCUGCUACAGCAUUAAAAGUCAAUGUUUCGUACAACAGAAUAAUUUCAUUAACAGAUUCGAAUGCUCCAAACUUCUAUUCAUCGAACUUCUAUCCUUUACCAAAAGCGCAGAGAUUAGUAUCUGAGGAUGCCAGUCCUCAACGUAUAGAAAGAGGAUUAGUAUCUGAGGAUGCCAGUCCUCUACGUAUAGAAAGAGGUAUCAGUACUGUGUCUGUUAAUAUCAGAGUAAUGGAUUUAUCACAUAACAACAUUUCUUAUAUUGCACCUUAUUACUUCAGACAUGCAGAUUUAACCUUAUCAGAACUCUAUCUAUCCCAUAAUCUGAUAAGAAAUAUAACAAGGGAAGUAUUCGGUUCUAUGCUUAUGUUGCAAUAUUUGGAUUUGUCACAUAAUCAAAUAUACCAUAUGGAGUAUGAUUGUUUCAAGAAAGUGAGAAAUUUACAGAUUAUAGAUUUAUCGCAUAAUCAUUUAAUUGAUAUGCCGGUAGAAGUAUUCCACGAUAUGCACGGACUGACUUCAGUUGAUCUUUCCGACAAUAAUAUCAAAAACAUAGUUGAUAAUCUUAUUAUUUCCCCGGCAUUAGAAAGGUUAGAUCUUUCUGAUAACGAUCUGUCAAGAAUACCGACAAAUUGUCUAUCUCCUGCAGCGGCCAUCAAUUUGGUUGAACUGGACCUGAGCGGAAACAACAUACCGGCAGUGGCUAUCGCAGAUCUGGUCCAAAGAUUCCGACACGAACCGGGCGACUACUGGCCGGAGGAGCCCGACUACAGCGAUGAAUACAUGUACCACACCGCUAGGCGAGAUCACACCAGAGUGUUCCAUCAAAAAAAGCAAUACCCGCAGAAUAUUUUGUUUAAGUCUCUGGCCUGGAUGGACCUUUCUGACAACCAUUUGGUGCGAGUUGAAAGUGGUUCAUUUGCGGCAUUGCCUAGACUCCGUUGGUUGGAUUUGGGCAUGAACACGCCUUUCCUCAACGGUGAACGCGGUGGCAGUAUUUUCAAAGGACUGGAAAGAAGAUUAUCUCAUUUGGGCCUCAGAAACGUCAGCUUGACUAAUGUUCCAUCAAUGCCAUUACCAAAACUGAAAAGUUUGGAUUUAUCAUACAACAAUCUCCCAUCGGUGCCAACAGACAUAACGGCAAAUUUGACCCGCCUACGUACCCUGGACCUUUCAUACAAUGACUUGACAACAGUACCUGUGGCCACACACUCCUUAAGUGAUCUUCGUUGGCUGUCUUUGUCUGGUAAUCCUAUCCCAGCUCUGAUGAACACAAGUAUGUAUGGAGUAUCCCCGCGCCUUGAAUAUCUUGAUGUAACACAUUUACGUCUGAAUAUUCUGGAGCAUGGCGUGUUCAGCAAAAUGUACGGCCUAAGGACUUUAAAGAUUUCUGUUAAUGGAAAUAUCAGGGACUUCAACAUCCCAAGAAUCCUUACUCAUAACUAUGCUUUGGAAAAUCUUUACAUACAAGUAGAUAAUAAUCAGAUCGAUCUUGGCAAAGAAAUGACUGGUUCAUUGCCUUCGAAGCUAAACAAUAUCACUAUAACUGGAAGAGCUUUGAAGUUCCUGUCACAGAAUGUUUUAAGUGGUGUGAUGUCCCAAACCAUGACAUUAACAAUCUACAAUACCAGCAUCGAGGAAAUUGAAGGCGAAGUAUUUUGGAAGCCAGGUCGCAUAGAGAACUUGACUCUGGACCUAAGAGACAAUUUCAUCACCAGAGCUCCUAACCCUGCGAAGAACGAAUGGCCCGGUGUUCCCAAUUCAUUGUUCCUCAAAGAUAUAUUCGUUGCAGGGAAUCCACUUAAUUGUGACUGCCGUAUUGGGUGGAUUCAGGCAUGGGAUCGUAAGAGAAGGCAAUAUCUAUGUGACAGUCCGUCAGAGUGUAUAGCAACGAGGGACGAUGUGCGGUUUGCAAAAUGCCCGUCGCACUAUAACAGGACUUUUAGCGAUGUUAUUGCAAAAGAUCUGGAUUGCAGUUGGAGCAAAGGAUUUUGGAACUCACCUAAUUUCUUCGUUGUCAUAAUAGUGGCAGCUCUAACGUGCCUCUAUAUUUGAGGGUUAUUUUGGCUUCUGAAAAUCUCUGAAGAAUUCCAUAUAGUUUUGGCAAAAGUGUACGGAAGUGAUUAGAUUCUGAUGAGUUACACAAGCUAAGCAAAAUGAUUUUUAACUAAACCUAACACAAGUAAGAAGCAACUGAAUUGACAGCUGAAAACCUAAUUAUUUUUUGACGCUCAUUGCAUAGUCCAACAAAUAAGAUUAAAAUCAAUACGAUUUUUUCAUAAAACGUUAUAUUACUUUUUACUUAAAGCCUGUAUGUGGCGUUAAGCUUAGGUAAAAAUCAGCUUGUGAAGAAAUGAAAAUAAAUGAAGAAACAUGAGUGAGACGAUGAAUAUGAGAUAUGUCAUCAACUCCUUAUAUUGUACCUGUCAAGUGGCCUACUCGAUUGUUUCGAGACUAUACUGAAUAGCCAAAUACUAGUUAUUGUAGUGAUUUUAAAGGGUCGACGGAGAAUUAUGGAAGAUGUUCGUGAAUUUUGCAAAUUAAAUGAGAGACUUGAUUAUAAAGAAUCACGUGGAAGCCUACUAAUUUAAUUGUGAUUUAUCAAUAUUCUGAAAGCGAAGUGUGAUCUCAAUGGAUUGUUUAUAUAAAGUUACCGUUUAAUAAUAAAAAUUGGAUUUUUAUGUUUAUGUACCUUAUCGUUUUCCCCCCGGCAUAGGAAUAAUUUUAAAGUUUUAAUUAUUAUUAUGAUUUAUUGUUGUUUUAAGGGAUGUAAUAAUACAUGAAAUAAUUAUGUUUUAUGUAUUUUUUUUACAGUGAAUUUUUGUAAUCUUUUCACGCUGUAUUGAAAUCAAAUAAGCAUUGGGAGUGAAGUGCACUUAACGUGAUUCAGUCGUAAUUUGAACUUACCAACAAGUUCAUCGUAAGCAAUGACUUUCUAUAAAUCGUCUGAAUAGACUGCAUUCGCUCGAAUGACAUGUGUUCGUCCAUUGUUAAGAUUAAUAUUAUUUAUAUGUGUUUGUGUAUUAGGAUGAUCAUCAAUCAUUAUUUCAUCCAUCGACUUAUUAUUCUAUGUAAAUUUAUGGCCCGAGUGGAUUGAGUUAAUUAUGAAAAGGUGCUUGAUAAAACUUGUAGGCUCCACAAGAAACGAUAGAAAACUGGGUUGUUUAAACUCUUGACAUUUCUUGUAUAUCAUGUUCUUUCACAAUGUCAUGUUUUAAAAAAAAGUAGAGUAAGAUAAAGAGUAUGUUAAACUAAACCACUUUGCCGAUCCGUCAGUGAUUCUCGGGUAAUAAUUAAUUGUAAUGUUCUAAAAUUUCAAUUUUAAUUAAAAAAAAAUCUAUAAUAUAAGCUGUAUAAGGUUGUAUAUGUACACACAUACAUUGUUGAAUAUAAAAGAAAUGUGCGAGAACACCACCAAUUUGAUAUAUCGUGAAAUCACUAGAUAAUGAGCGUCUUGAAGCACCUUUUCUGCUUGUUUAUCAAGCACCCCACAAAUAUUACUAACGCCGUCUCAAUACAUUAUUUCACGAGUGACUUAAAAUCAGAAUAUGUAAUUGUAGCUACUAUUUCAAAAAAAACUCUUUUUGUGUCAUCAUCGAAUAUAUUUCAUAGUAUAUACAAAAUGCUUUACCUAUACACUAUUGACAAAUCGUACUUUUACGCAGAGUCUAUCUUAAAUAAAAUUGCUUUAAAUGUG